This is a messenger RNA of Paramecium sonneborni, 805 nucleotides long. The record is from the annotation of a GenBank genome assembly. NCBI's taxonomy places the organism in Eukaryota, Ciliophora, Oligohymenophorea, Peniculida, Parameciidae.
AUGACUGAAGGACUCUAAUUUGUUAAAUUUGCUCUCUUAUAAUAAGAAAAUGAUCCCCUUGAAUAUUGUGUUUGUACUCUUCCUAUUCCAUCAAAUAUUGGUAUUCCUUUAUUUCCUUGUGAACUUCCUAAUAAUUUUAGACUCUUUCAAUCUAAUGAAACAUUUUCAUAAAUUGGAAUGGUAUUUGUAAUUAUCAUUUCAUUCAGAAAAUCAUGGAUAUUGAAGAAGAAGAAAACCAUAAAUUUAUGAGAACUAUAUGUUGUCCUAGUUUUAGACCUUUAAGUAUUACUUCUAGAGAUUUUUAUAAUAAUAUUCCUAUUUAAGCAGAAAGAAAAUUUGCAAUUCCAUUUAUUUAAAAAAAUGAAAUGAAAGUUAAAUAUGAAGGAGAAUAUGCAGGAAAAAUUGUUUAAGAAUAAUGUUGCACCUUUAUGAAAGGCAUGUUUCAUUAAUUAUUCAUAUAUGAUAGUAAUGAAUACCUUAUUUAUGAAAUUACGGCAAAUAUCAAUUAAAAAGGCUUAAUAUGUUUUUUGCCCUUCUAAUCUUGUAAAUCUAUUAUAUAUUCAAUUAUCGAUAAAAGACCUGCAGAAGAAUAAUUAAUUAAUGAAAAUUAUACAAAUGGACAAAUUGAACAUUUAUUCUAUGGAUGGUCAAAUGAAUUUUGUUCUAAAGCUGAUCAAUGUAAAUUCAUCAUUUUUAUUUUUCUUAAGAUGGUAUCAAAUUCCCAGACAGUGCAAGUGAAAAGGAUAAAGCAUUAUUAAUUAUGUGUAGUAUUUUUAUUGAUUAUUUAUGGUUUGAAAAUUUUUGA